Messenger RNA from Triticum turgidum subsp. durum (durum wheat), 2850 nucleotides. The record is from the annotation of a GenBank genome assembly. NCBI's taxonomy places the organism in Eukaryota, Viridiplantae, Streptophyta, Magnoliopsida, Poales, Poaceae.
AUGCCAUUGCCAACCUCCCACUGCUACGCCUGCCGCUGCCUCCUCCCACUCCCCUCCUUCCUCCCCACUCUACUCCACCCGCAGCCGGCCGGCGCCGGGUCAACCGACCAGCCUGCCGACCUGCCGCUCCGGCUCGACUCGGACGAGCUUUCCCUGCCAUUCCCAUGCCGUCCCGUUGCCGGUGCUGGAGGACUGACUGCUAAUUACUUUGCAAUGGAGGGGAGGAGGCGCGGCGGCGGCGGCGGCGCAGGAGUUUGUGCUGGCGCUGGGGCGAUGAGCUUGAAGUGCGCCUUCUCUCUGCUGCUGCUGGUGCUCGCGCUGUGCGGCCGCGGGGCCACCGGGCUGGACGCGGACGGGGAGCUGCUCAUGGCCUUCCGGCGCGCGGUCACCGCCGACCCGCUCGGCGCGCUCCGCGGCUGGAGCUACUCCGACGACUCCGCCUGCGCCUGGAACGGCGUCAUCUGCAACGGCUUCCCGCAGCCCCAACAGGCCUCCACGGUCAACCUCACCUCCGUCUCCGCCGCCGACGGCAGCGGGAGCGGGAACGGCAACUUCAGCACGCUCGCCGGCGGCAGGGCGAACGGCACGCUGCUGGGUCUCAACGCGUCGAUGGCGGCGGCCACGGUGUCGCGGGUCAUCGGCCUCGUCCUCCCCGGCGCGCAGCUCUCCGGGUCGCUCCCCGCCGAGCUGGCCCGCGUCGAGCACCUGCGCCACCUCGACCUCUCCGGGAACGGCCUCAACGGCACCCUCCCCGCCGCGCUGCUGCUCAACGCCACCGAGCUCCGCGUGCUCUCGCUCGCCGGCAACGACCUCUCCGGCGCGCUCCCGGACGCGUCCUACGCGCGCGGGCUCCAGGAGCUCAACCUCUCCGACAACGCGCUCGCCGGCUGGCUCCCUGCUUCGCUCCUCAGGGCGCCUGGGCUCGCCGUGCUGGGGCUAGCGAACAACUACCUCGCCGGCGAGCUCCCCGCCGGCGGGCUCGGCGGGCUGGAGGUCGUGGACCUGAGCAACAACUACUUCAGGGGCGCGCUCCCGGCGGACUUCGGCGGGACGCAGCUCAGGUUCCUGAAUGUCUCGUCCAACAGCCUCACCGGCGCGCUCCCGGCCGACCUGUCCGACGUCGUGCCGGCCAACACGUCGGUGGAUCUGUCCAACAAUAACUUCACCGGCGCGGUCCCGCCGGCCGGGCCCUUCGCCGCGCAGCCGGCGUCGGCGUACGAGGGCAACCCGGGGCUGUGCGGCCCGCCGCUGAAGCACGCGUGUUCCAUCCCGUCGUCGCUCUCCAACCCGCCCAACGCCACCGACUCGCCGCCGGCCUUCGCGGCCAUCCCCAAGAGCGCGGCACGGGCGCCGCCGGGCUCCCCCGAGGCCCAGGCCCCGCGCGGCGGGCAGGGGAAGCUCAAACCUCUGGUGAUCCUCGCCAUCGUGGCCGGCGACCUCGCCGGCGUAGGGCUCCUCUUCAUGCUCUUCAUGUACGUCUACCACAUCAGGAAGAAGCGGCGGCAGCGGCGGGAGGAGAACCCGACGGCGCCGCAGCACAAGGGCAUCGGCGGCGGAGCCAAGGCAUUGAGCGUCGCCGGAGCGAAAGAAGAAAAAACUUCCACGUCGAUUGGAUGCUGCAUUGGUGGCGGCAAGAACGACGGCUCGGACAGCUCCGACUGCUCGGCAUCGUCAUCCGACGCGGCGUCCGACGACGGCGGCGGCGAGGACACCAAGAAAAGAGCCGGGAGCUACAUCGGGUGGGGCACCCCGCAGCACCACAGCAAGAACAAGCACGAGCAGCAGCAGCAGGCGCCGGCGCCGGCGACGCUGGUGACGGUGGACGGCGGCGACGGCGAGCUGGAGAUGGAGACGCUGCUCAAGGCGUCGGCCUACAUCCUGGGCGCCACCGGGUCGAGCAUCGUGUACAAGGCGGUGCUGGCCGACGGCACGGCGCUGGCCGUGCGGCGCAUCGGCGAGAGCGGCGGCGCCGACAAGCUCAAGGACUUCGAGGCGCAGGUCCGCGCCGUCGCCCGGUUCCGGCACCCCAACAUCCUCCGGCUCCGGGGCUUCUACUGGGGCGCCGACGAGAAGCUCCUCAUCCACGACUACGCCGCCAACGGCAGCCUCGCCAACGUCGCCUUCACCCGGCGGUUCGGCGCGGCGUCGCCGAUGCACCUGAACCUGGAGGCGCGGCUGCGGAUUGCGCGCGGGGUGGCGCGGGGGCUGGCAUUCAUCCACGACAAGAAGGGCGUGCACGGCAACGUGAAGCCCAGCAACAUCCUGCUUGGCGCCGACAUGGAGCCGCUGGUGGGCGACCUGGGGCUGGACCGGCUGCUGUCCGGCGAGGCCGCGGCCGGCCGGGGCGGCGGCGGCGGCGCGUCGGCGCGGCUGUUCGGGAGCAAGCGCUCCAUGCACUCCACCAGCAGCCUGCCGGACCUCUCCCAGAUGCCCGGCGGCGCGGGCCCGGGGGCCAGCCCGGCGGCGUCGGCACCGCCGCCGUACCAGGCGCCCGAGUGCCUCAAGAGCCUGCGGCCCAACGCCAAGUGGGACGUCUACUCCUUCGGCAUGGUGCUCCUGGAGCUGCUCUCGGGCCGCGUCUACUCGGAGGUGGAGCUCUGCCAGUGGCACGCCGGCGCCGUCGACGUGCAGCGCGGCCGCGUGCUGCGGAUGGCCGACCCCACGCUCCGCGGCGAGGCCGCCGACGCCGGCGGCGAGGACGCGCUGCUCGGCUGCUUCCGGCUCGCCUUCGCCUGCUGCGCCAUGGCGCCCGGCAAGCGGCCCGCCAUGCGCGACGCCGCCGCGCUCCUCGACAGAAUACAACCCACGCCCUCCUCCGCCUCCUCCGCCAUUGAAACUCCUCCUUACUGA